GGCGGAUGGCCAGCAGAACUUAGUGAGUCGAAGUUUCAAAACACAGCAGUUGAUAUGCUGGGAUAUAGUUCAAAAGGAGAUGUAUCUGACAGAGUUAGGUUGGAAAGUAUUUUUCGGUCACGCUUUUCCAGUCCAAACAUAGAAGAUGAAUAUAGUUACAACUUAUCGUACCUCAUUUCCCACAAUAUGUUCGGAUCGACAACUGUGACAACCCAGCCAAACAAACACAAAGACCUCGGGUGCCGAAAAGUAGAAUGUCGGAUACAUAAUAAUUUUUCAUCCGUGGGAAAAUAUAUAAGUCAACUGGAUGACGUGCCGGUCAAACAGCUGGUGGAGUUUAACCACGAUAGCUCCAGAAACCGGCACUUUUUAAAUGGAAACGGAAAGUGCGCGUGUGCACAACGUGAAAAAGAGCACUACGACGAGAAAGAUCUCUUCCCUUCUUGCAGGCUGCGGAACAAGAAUCAUGAAAGUGGAGGAACCCUGGAGCGAAAACAGAUGGCCAGAAAGGCCUUUGUUAGUGCUCAUCAACCAUCAGACUCACCCUAUCCUGGCCUCCAUAUCUACGUUACUGAAUCUCCACCGAGGCCAUUUUAUGAGGUCAUGUCGUCUAUGCAGACUCACGCACAGUACCCUAGGAAGACCGUUGCUUGUGAUCCGAUAAAAUCAAAACCGAAGCCAACAACAAGACAGCGUAGACUUUCGGACAAAAAGCCUGACCCAAGUGUGCAUGAACGGCUUCCGCAAAGCAUCAAAAACAUGACUUCCUCCUGCUUAGAGGCAAAGAGUAUACCGUCUGUCGCCUCCAGGAUCGAAGCACUAUUUUCCACAAUGCAGCUACAUGAUGAAUACGAGUCGAGCGACUCUUUAAACGGAAAAUCCUUCCCAGUGCGAGAUCAAGGCUUGGCUCCUAAUCCCGUUGAGGAGACAAACGAAUAUUGCUUCACUUGUUGCAAACGGACCUAUGCGGUGGACCGAAUAGUGAUUGGUGAUCGGACUUAUCACAAAGGAUGUUUUCGUUGUACUACUUGCCAGCGGACAUUGCUACCUGGAACAUUUGCCUCUUUGGAUGGUGUUAUUCUCUGCAAGCCGCACUAUGUCGAGCAGUUUCGGAGAACUGGUCGUUAUGAAGUUCGAAAAUCCUCAAUAUUUGAACUCCCCGACCAACAUGAAGGUCCGAUGACCUUGGAAAGUGAUUCUUCUUCCCACUCGAAUUCCACUGGACCCAGAAGUUUGGAGAAACAUUCCAGUAUGUUUCGUCGCAUUUCGCCAUUUUCCCUCAGUUCGAAUCGAGCUGGUCAAGCUAACCGCUUUCUGCUUAACCACAACUGAUUCACCAAGCAUCGAGCUUCAUCGGCUAUCGGCACCAUCCUUAGCAUCACUUUUUCCAAGUGAAAAUACAGGAUAU
This is a messenger RNA of Opisthorchis viverrini, 1408 nucleotides long. RefSeq lists its product as hypothetical. Gene Ontology annotation, molecular function: actin filament binding. Gene Ontology annotation, biological process: actin filament bundle assembly. The transcript has 5 exons. NCBI's taxonomy places the organism in Eukaryota, Metazoa, Platyhelminthes, Trematoda, Opisthorchiida, Opisthorchiidae. The coding region runs from base 55 to 1332 and encodes 425 amino acids. Gene Ontology annotation, cellular component: plasma membrane; actin cytoskeleton. The record is from RefSeq and is a predicted model, not a curated record.